AUGGAUUCACGAGGAACCAGUGCUGCUCUUUCAAGAGCUGCUCGAAUGAGGCAAAAGCUGCAGUCUGCCUUGGAGGCCAGUGCCCUAGAAAUUGACGAUGUUUCUUACCAACAUGCCGGUCAUGCAGCUGUCAAGGAUAAUGCAAACGAGACUCAUUUCAACAUCAAGAUCGUUUCACCAAAAUUUGAGGGGCAGAACCUUGUGAAGUGUCACAGGAUGGUUUAUGAUCUUCUGUCUGAUGAAUUGAACUCAGGUCUCCAUGCUAUCUCCAUUGUUGCCAAGACACCAAAAGAGUCUGGAUCCUGAUUGUCUAAUGAGUAAUAAGAUUGUCUAAUGUUUCAAAAUAAAUCGAUUUUAGCAGUACCAUGUAACCAUGAAUUGGCUCCAAAACAAUGCCAUGGCAAUGCUGCUGUACUUAUGAAGAUCCUGUAUUC
Panicum virgatum (switchgrass) is the source of this 434-nucleotide messenger RNA. RefSeq names its product protein BOLA1, chloroplastic. NCBI's taxonomy places the organism in Eukaryota, Viridiplantae, Streptophyta, Magnoliopsida, Poales, Poaceae. The record is from RefSeq and is a predicted model, not a curated record.